CGAAUGACAGAUGAUAUAAGAGUUCUGAAAAUGACGGUUCGAUUUUUAAAUUUUAAAAACCGUUAGAUUCUAAUUGAAGAAACCAUUUUAUUAGUUUAAUUUCUUCCAAAUAAUUUAUAUAAAAGGAAUCUCAACGACGAAAUGUCGACAGUCGAAGAUAAAGUUUCGAAACAUAAACGAAAAAAGGCGGAAAAUUAUCUUUCAAAUCUAAUAAAUCACGUCUCACCCGAAAUUAAAGAAAAUCUAAAGGAGCUGAAAAAGUAUCCUUCUAUAGUGAAAGCCGUGUACUUAGGUGACGAGAAAGCCAUUGAUCUCUUGUUAGAUGCCGGUGACAGUAUCAACGUGCAAAUAGCGGAUGGCACUACUCCACUUAUCAUGGCAGUCGAACGGGGUCACGUGCAUUUAAUUAAAAAAUUUCUGGAGGCAGGAGCCGAUCCAACCGUUCUGAGAAAGGUUCGUCACAGAAAUACCCUUCUAGUACUAGCAGCCGAUAAGGGUUGGGAAGCUGGAGUAACUUCAAUGUUCUCGCGCCAUGACAUUAAUAUAAACCAUCAGAAUUUGAAUGGGAAAACGGCCUUGAUGAUAGCAACUGCGCAAGGUCAUAUGCAAAUAGUCGAAAUACUCCUCUGUCGUGGUGCGAAUUUGCUGCUUGAAGAUCAGAAAGGAGCUACAGCGUUAUGUUACGCCGUAUUCCACCAGCACCCCGAAAUAGCGUGUUGCUUAUAUCAGAAAAUGGAUUACUCCUUCAAAAAUACCUUCGUCAAGAGGAGGAUCGAAUUACUGACUUGUCCAGCAGCCACCUCUUCAUUCCUUAAGGAUAUGUUAUUCCCAGUUCUAUUGCAUAUACGUCGCAAAAUGAAGAAAGGAUUUACACUUCUUCAUACGAAUGGCAUCUUUGCCAACCUGGUAGAAUGUGCCGAGAGAAAUGUAAAAGAUGCUGACUUACUAUGGACCUUGUUCCAUCUUUCAGCUUGCUUGAUAUACGAUAAAGCCGAUUAUAGUAAGUACAUCGUUGAAGAAUUGGUUGAAGAUUUCGUAGAAGCAAAUGCUCCAGAACUAAUAUUAAAGGUGGCGAAGAUUUAUAAAGAGGAAGAUCAGUUUCAAUUGAGAUGCGCCGCUCUGUUACCAAUUCAAGCGGUGGCAGAAGUCGAAGCCGGUAGGAAAUGGUUAGAGAAGAAUUUUACGUUUCUGACCCCCUAUAUAACAGAAUUUAGUACCCAUCUUUGCAUCCUAAACUACUGGCAAGAGGAGGAGCAAGUUAAAGUAUCGGUGAUAUGGGAGAGAUUUAAGGACACGUACCAGAAAAUCUGCGUUAAAAGUGGUGACUUAAUCACAAAUUUAAUGAUAGCGAAAGGUUCGAAAACAGAAAAAACGAAUAAUCAGAAGAUAAAGAAAAUGAGGACGAAACUAUUCGUUAAUAGUAACAGAUACGUUAAACUUAAAGAAAGUGAGAAGAACGAGGAAACGGGAACGAUUUACGAUCCCUUAACAAAGCGUAAUUUAGAUCCUUGCACUCGGACACGAGAAAGCAAGGGUGACAAUUUCGAAUUGGCAGUACGUAAGAAAAAGGGUAAAAGCCCUCCCGAAAGAAAAAACAAGUCAUCGACAUCAAAAACAGACAAAAAUAAAAAUGGUGCGAAGUCCGUCAACACUUGCUCUCAAAAGCACGGAUCGCGAAUCAAAGAAGACGACUGGUCACUUAAUAUUAAUUACUGGGAAGGACCACGCAAUCAGUUUAUCGAAUCGGAAUCUAGUCGUUCUGGUGGUUGUAAACGACACCCCGGAACUUAUGCCAGUGCUGUUAAGAAAAAUCUAAAUAAGUCGAUAGAUCUAGAACUAGACGAAUAUUCUAAAGAUUUUCCCUCGAUUUUAUUAUCAUCAGGGUGCCAUAAACCAUUAGACAAACCGUUAGAAAAAUUGGAUGGCACACGGGGUGAUUUCAUCUCGACUAGGAUAUUUACGAACGCAUCAAACGUCGCCAAUGAUUCUUCCUGCCAUUUAUGGGAUCUUCACAAGGAUACUUCUUCGCCUAAUCUGGAAGCUGCCAGCAUUACGUUCUCCGACCUUCCCUCGUCUAAUUGUCACUUUACAGAAGAUAGGGCCGAUCCCGAAGGUGGUUCCGAAACUUCAGCAGAUCGAGUUGCAAUUACAACGAAUGACGACACGGAAGAUCCCGAAUCGGAACGAUUCGUACAGCUACUGUCGGAAGUUUUAACAAACUUGAUGAGGAUGUUGAUGAGGAAGUGUAGAAAUUCGUUGGAUACUGGGAUAAACGUCGCAUCGAAAUCGGGGGAAGAAAUCUUCGCAGAAUGGCGACCGCAAUCCCAAAGAUGGAAACCUCUUCUUUGUAAACUCCUAGCAGAACCUGAGAAUCAAAGGUGUUUUGUCAAAUCUGCUUUCUAUGUAGAACGGAAGGAAUGGACUCUACGCCAAGGAAAAACUUCUACUUACCUCGGCUUUUAUAAUAAUCGAGAGGAGGUUGUAAUUAAGAAAAUAUAUUCCAACACUUCCUGCAAAACAACGGCACAGAACAUGCUUCGCUUAACGUCCAAUGUGAUUCAUCAUAAGAAUAUACUCCCUAUACUUGAGGUGUGCUAUAAUUAUUCAUGCGGGCCAGUAUACACGAUCACGAAACUGUGCGAAUACAGUCUACAAGAAUAUCUACCACUCGUACAAACGAAUAAUUUAUUACCAAUCGUUGGAAAGAAGUUGGUCCAUCAACUUUUCGAAGGUCUUGAGUAUUUGCAUAGCCAGUCGAUUCUGCACGGUCGAUUAAAACCAAACAAUGUCCAAAUAGGCAUGAAUGGCAACCUGCUUUUGAGUGAUUUCGGUCUGUUAGACGUGUGGCCACCUCUCUGCGGAAUUUUAACCUAUUCUUCUCCUAAUGAAGUAUCUGUUUACAGCUGGAGAUGUCAGGAAUGCGUUACGGCUAUAAGUACAUCGGUGGCCAAAUCUGCCUUUACGGCCGCUUCCGAUAUACAAGUUGCUGGAAUGCUAACAUACUUUAUUUUUACUGGCCUACAUCCUUUCGGUUCCAAUGAUAUCGAAUGUCAAGUGAAAAUAGGUGAAGGUAAUCCCAUAUUCCGAUAUCUUGGUCCAGAAUUAAAUGAUUUGGUGGCUUGGAUAAUAUCUUACGAACCGACCACCAGACCUACGGCAUGCAUGGUCUUAAACCAUCCUUACUUUUGGUGUUCUCAAAAGAAACUGGACUUUCUGAUAGCCGUAGCCAAUCAACCCGAAAUGGAUUCAAAGUGCUGGAAAGAAAUCGAAGGAAGAACAGAGUUUACUCGCUUUGAAAACUGGAUCUCACAAGAUACCUACUCAGGUCAGCAUUUUGAAAAAACGUCGAAUCUUCUUCGACUCAUAUCGAACUGUGUUAAACCUCAUAAUUUACUAUCAGACGAAGUUCGAACCAUCCUGAACAAUCCAGCUUCCUAUUUUACGGAGAAUUUUCCUUCGUUGGUGAUAAAUAUAUAUAAAGUUUUACGUCGGAGUGAUUGGAAAUAUAGGCCUUCUCUAUCCUUUGUUUUCAACUGAACCCAAAAAAAUUGUGAAAUUUUUAUAUAUAAUUAAAUAGAACUCGUUCAUUCAAUUUUACUACAAAAUUACGUCUUUUUUAUUUGGAAAGAGUGCGAAAAACAU
Centruroides sculpturatus (bark scorpion) is the source of this 3642-nucleotide messenger RNA. RefSeq lists its product as uncharacterized. Gene Ontology annotation, biological process: protein phosphorylation; mRNA processing; IRE1-mediated unfolded protein response. NCBI's taxonomy places the organism in Eukaryota, Metazoa, Arthropoda, Arachnida, Scorpiones, Buthidae. Gene Ontology annotation, cellular component: IRE1-TRAF2-ASK1 complex. Bases 142 to 3537 code for a protein of 1131 amino acids. The transcript is spliced from 17 exons. The record is from RefSeq and is a predicted model, not a curated record. Gene Ontology annotation, molecular function: RNA endonuclease activity; protein serine/threonine kinase activity; ATP binding.